Molecule: messenger RNA, 2664 nt
Organism: Parnassius mnemosyne (clouded apollo)
Lineage: Eukaryota; Metazoa; Arthropoda; Insecta; Lepidoptera; Papilionidae
Source: the annotation of a GenBank genome assembly
UUGCUAAAACAAUAUCCAGAAAUAACAAGACCUGCCGGUGCUCCCAUUGAACCAAAACACAGUACAAAGCACCAUAUUCGCACAACUCCCGGACCACCGGUGCAUUCACGUCCACGCCGAUUAGCUCCAGAUCGCCUAAAUAUAGCAAAGAAGGAAUUUGAAGAAAUGCUAUUUAACGGAACAGCGCGCCGAUCGGAAAGCCCAUGGUCGUCCCCGCUACACCUAGCGCGAAAGAAAGAUGAUGGGUGGCGUCCGUGUGGUGACUAUCGAGCUCUUAACGCGAGAACAAUUCCUGACCGUUACCCAAUCCGACACAUCAACGACUUUGCUUACCAGCUGGCCGGAGCAAAAAUAUUUUCUAAAGUCGAUUUAAUAAAGGCUUAUAACCAAAUUCCAGUAGAGAAGAACGACAUACCCAAAACAGCCAUCACCACUCCGUUCGGCCUGUAUGAGUUCCCCUUCAUGAACUUUGGGUUAAGGAACGCAGCUCAAACGUUCCAAAGGUUCAUCGAUGAGGUUACACAGGGCAUGGACUACGUACACGGAUAUUUGGACGACAUUCUGGUAUUCUCGAAAACUGAGAAAGAACACUUAAAUCACUUACAAAAUCUGUUUGAUAGAUUCAAGAAAUACGGCAUACUUAUUAAUACAUCUAAGUGCAUAUUUGGAGUACCGGAAGUUACUUUCCUGGGUUAUCACGUGUCUUCCGAGGGAACACGACCAUUGCCCGAAAAGAUGGAAGCUAUUCACAAACUCGACCCACCUAAAACCGCUAAACAACUGCGAAGGUUCCUAGGAAUAGUCAAUUAUUAUCGGAGGUUCAUCCCUCAUGCCGCAGAAUUACAAUACCCUUUAAAUGAGGCCUUGACAGGAAAGAACAAAGGAGCCACGCCUAUAAAUAUGACUGAUAAAAUGUUGCGUGCCUUUCAUCAAUGCAAAGAAAGCCUGACUCACGCUACACUUCUGUCACAUCCAGAUGUACAGGCAGAACUAGCGUUGUUUACAGAUGCUUCAAAUGAAGCGAUCGGAGCUGUACUGCAGCAAAAAAGGCAAGAUAAAAUAUGGCAGCCUUUGGGAUUUUUCUCACGAAAGUUGUCACUACCCCAAAAGAAGUAUAGCCCUUACGAUAGGGAACUCCUAGCUAUUUACGUAGCGAUAAAACAUUUUAAAUAUAUGCUGGAAGCUAGGAACUUUGCCAUUUAUACAGACCAUAAACCAAUUUCAUACGCUUUCAAAACAAGAAGGGAUAAUUGUUCACCACGGCAAUACAGAUAUUUAGAUUAUAUAUCACAAUUCACCACAGAUAUCAGACAUAUUGCGGGUAAAGAGAACGUUGUCGCCGACGCACUUUCAAGAAUAGACGAAAUCACGGAAGCAAUAAAUUAUGAAGCCCUUGCACGAGAUCAGGAGAUCGACCUUGAACUGCAAGGUUUACUGAAAAACGGGACAGGUCUUAGAAUAGAGAAAUUACCAAAUAGCAAUCUCUAUUGCGACGUAUCAACUGGAAAAAAUCGUCCUUACAUUACGCCAAAGUUCCGUAAACAAGUCUUUCAAAAGAUGCAUGAACUAAGUCACCCAGGCACCGCAGCAACGACUAAGCUAAUCACAGAAAGAUUUGUGUGGCCUCGUAUAAAACGUGACUGCAAAAUUUGGACCAAACAGUGCACAGAUUGCCAACUAUCUAAAGUAACCCGUCACACUUCCGCUCCAUUGUCCAAUUUCCCCAUUCCUUCAAAACGUUUUUCCCAAGUCCACAUUGACUUAAUUGGCCCUUUGCCAUAUUGUAAUGGUUUCAGGUACUGCUUAACUGCUAUCGACCGUUUCACUCGCUGGCCAGAGGUCUACCCAUUACCAGACAUAACUGCUGAGUCUUGCGCCAAAGCUUUCGUCCCCGGCUGGGUGUCACGUUUUGGCUGCCCGGAAACAAUAAUUACGGACAGAGGUCAGCAAUUUCAGUCACAUCUUUUUCAAAGCCUGACAAAACUCAUUGGCUCAGAACACCGCCCCACCACGUCAUACCAUCCACAGUGCAAUGGAAUGGUGGAGAGGCUUCAUCGCCAACUAAAAGCAGCAAUCACAUGUCGCAACACACCUCAAUGGACUGAAGCACUUCCAUUAGUGCUCUUGGGAAUGCGUGCAGCGUGGAAAGAAGACCUAACCGCGUCGGCAGCAGAAAUUGUAUAUGGUGAACCUAUUAGACUACCAGGAGAAUUCUUCAUGCCAUCAACGAAGCUAACCUCAGAUCCGUCAGACUACGUUGAACGCCUGCGUAGACAUACUGUCGAUUUGGCUCCAGUACCAGCGUCAAACCAUAAUAAAAAUAAAUCAUUUUAUUUACCUAAAGACUUCUGGACAUCCAAAUUCAUAUUUCUGCGCCGUGGCCCAGAGAAACGACCGCUACAAUCGCCAUAUACAGGACCAUACAAAGUCGUGGCUCGAGGCACUAAAACAUUUAAAAUACUAAUACAAGGUAAAGAAACCACUGUUACAGUAGACAGAAUUAAACCAGCAUACCUGGCGACACACGACAUCCUCGACGAUAAGAAGGAUCAGGCUCCAAUGAUGACUACCUUACCUGAACGCCCGCGCCCCUUACAGCUAUCAACAGAAAAGAAGACGCGAAGUGGGAGAACUGUCCGAUUCCCGGACUACUAUCGACCGUAA